AUAGGAAAGAAUUGAAGGCACUAUCCCGAAAAAAGAUCAAGGUCUCUUCUCUCUCUCUCCAAAACUCGCUUGCUCAUCUUUCUUCUCGACACUCGUCUCUGUAACUGAGAGAGGCCCAAAGGCUUCACCUUUGAUCUAAAAAAGGUACAACCAUGGAGGAACAGAGAGAAGAAAGUGCGUCAAUUGGUGAUUGCAAAGCGCCCUUGGAGGAAACUGGUAAGGAACUAGGGUUAGCUUCUAAGCCUGAAACCCUAGAUGGUGAAGUUGAUGUUCCGGCGGAGGAGCCAUGCGUCGAAGAUGUUUCUGGCUCAGGUGUUGGUUCUGUUACUAAGGGUGUUAGCUCUGAAUCUGAUGAUGUUGUAAAGACUGAUGCUUUCAGUGAGCCUGAAACUGAGAGAGAUGCUGAUGUGAAGCCGGUGAAUGGUGGUGGAAGUCAUGAAAGUGCAGGUGAAGAGGGGAAUGAAGUGAUUGACGAGGAGGCAAACCAUGUAGCUGAACAAAAUGUUCAAACUGAGAGGCCCCAACAAAGCUCAGUGGUGGAUGGUGAGACGCUUUCUGUUGCUGGCCAAGAGAAGGAAUCAGAUGAUGCCAACGUGGAUGUUGAUAGCAAACAGGCGAAUGAAGAGAAUGUUGGAUCUGAGACCAACAAUGGUAAGGAUUCAGAAUCUGUGCAAGUUCCAGAGGAGUCUACUCAGGAAACAAACCCUGCUGCUGAAACAUGUGGUGAAGAAAAUGGAGAAGCCAUGGAUGUCGAUUAUACUGUAGAGGAAACGCUGGAGAAGGUUGUUUUGGAUGAUACUGGCAAUGAAGCAAGUAUGGUACCAUCCCAAGAUGUUCCAAUCGCUGAAGCUGACAGCAAUGUAGUCAAGGGAAUGGAAGUUGAUGAAAGGAAAGAUAAUGCUGAUAUGGCAGCAAAUCCAAAGAGUUCCAGUGAAGAUGCUGCUCCAGGUGAAGUUGAACAGUUGGAUCAGAACGGUCUUUUUGAUCCACGGUCUGAUAUUACCAACUUUAUUGAUUUCAGUGGUGUAUCCUCUUGGUCAGGAAAUGUACAAGACCUGAAAACUGAAUCUGGGAAUCUAUCAUCUUUGAAAGAGGAUAAGAAAGCUACUCUCACCGCAGAGGAAGUUGCCACCGAGGAGGAUGGUGAUAAAGUAAGCUCACAUGCUGAAGGUGUUGAAAAUGAAUCCAAUGAAGCACAUGUUGCUACAGGGUGUCCAGAAGAAGCUUCUGAUGCAAACCAAGACGAGAAGGAUAAACAAGAUACAAAGAGGGAGGAAGAUGACACUACUCAUGAAGCUCCAAGUAUCGAUCAAAACCAACAGGAGGAAGAUACAGUAAUGGAAGAAAAUCCUGACGACUUUGAUUUUGCUGAAGCUGGAACUGAUUCUGAUAUCAAGACCAAUGGUGUGAAACGAAAGGCUGAUGUCUUGAGUGAACAAAGGCCCUCCUUUAAGAUCGGUGCAUGCAUAGCCAGAGCUGCUAGUCAGAUGGCAGGAUCUCCUUCAGUUCUCAAGGGUAGUAGUAACCUUGGUGAUGAGACUCUUUCUGUUGAGAGCUUUGUAUCCCAGCUUCACUCUGCAGCAACAGACCCUGUCAAAGAGAACCCUGUGUCUGAACUUGCUACUGGCUUUUUCUUAGAUUUCCGAAACUCAUCGGCUUCGCAGCAGUUUGUUCCAGAGAAGGCAAGCAGUAAAAGAGGCAGACCAUCCAAUUCGAGCGCAGCAGGAGGAACCGAAGCAUUUGAGUUUGAGGAAAUGGGCGACACGUACUGGACUGACAGGGUGAUCCAUAACGGUGGCGAAGAGCAAACGCCAGCUGCUACAGAAAAAGAAAACUAUCAAGUUGUGCCUGUUGAGCUGAAACCUGCUCAGGUCAAAAGGACUCGUCGUCCCUACAGAAGAAGACAGUCUCAGAUCAGUUAUCCUCUCCCUUCAGCUUCAGACAAACCGGCGGACUUUGAUGAGAAUGCACCAGCUGAGCUUAUAAUGUACUUUUCUGAAACGGAUACAAUACCUUCUGAGAAGAGCCUCAGUAAAAUGUUCAGGCAUUUUGGACCGAUAAGGGAUUCACAGACUGAGGUUGACGAGGAGAAGAACCGGGCUAGAGUAGUUUUCAGGAAGGGUGCUGAUGCCGAUGUGGCUUACAAGAGCGCAGGAAAGUUCAACAUCUUUGGGACGAAGACUGUGAAUUACGAGCUUAGCUUUACCAUUACUGAAACAUUCAAAGUUAAGCCUUAUGUUGUGUCUUUAGGCGAGGAGGAAGCAGCGGUAUCUCUUCCUGCUUAGAUGUAGUUUUGGUUCAGGCAUGGUUCAGGUGAACACAAUUAGCAGUCAUCAAGAAGAGAAGUAAACAAUGAAGUGGCUCUCAAUGGGAUCUUGCUUGGGUGUUUGUGAUCUUUUAGGUAGAGAGGGAGUUGGGCUGUGUAAUAGUUUGAGAGAAUAAUCUGUAUUUUCUGGAGACACCAGACUUCUUGUUUGUGAUGUAAUUGUUGAGAUCUUCCUCUUUUCGUGACAAAACAUUUGAUUUGCCGAAAUUUAAUGAUGUUAGGAGUGUGUUGUUCAA
Messenger RNA from Brassica rapa (field mustard), 2562 nucleotides. RefSeq lists its product as uncharacterized. The record is from RefSeq and is a predicted model, not a curated record. NCBI's taxonomy places the organism in Eukaryota, Viridiplantae, Streptophyta, Magnoliopsida, Brassicales, Brassicaceae.